Molecule: messenger RNA, 2336 nt
Organism: Lethenteron reissneri (Far Eastern brook lamprey)
Lineage: Eukaryota; Metazoa; Chordata; Hyperoartia; Petromyzontiformes; Petromyzontidae
Gene: STING1
Product: stimulator of interferon response cGAMP interactor 1
Biological process (GO): innate immune response; positive regulation of macroautophagy; activation of innate immune response
Cellular component (GO): autophagosome; endoplasmic reticulum membrane
Molecular function (GO): 2',3'-cyclic GMP-AMP binding; cyclic-di-GMP binding
Source: RefSeq, a predicted model, not a curated record
UGUUGCUGUCUCGUGCGCCGGCGAAGGGGUCGCACAGCUGCUGCGCGGUGUCGGCAGGGCGCGGCUGCGUUGAUGAGCGAGUGGCGGCGCGCAGCCGGUCAAGGAUGAGGCAUAGGUCGGGGGGAGGGGGGCGAGACGGCCUUCCCCCGUGCGCUUCACAGUAGGCCGAGGGCAGUGGUGUUACCCCAUCGUGUGCACAGUCUUGGGUUUGCUCUUCCUCUCUCCUCGCCCCUCUUCACUGGAAAGAACUGCCUUGCACGUCAAACAAUCACACUUUUUCACGACCUUCCGAGCUUCUCUUAAGCCUUUUCGGGGAACUCCCCAAGAGAUCUACUGCAUGUUGUCGUGACUGGCAAGGCGACGUGGAGGCGACACUGACACUGUCCGCAGGACGACGCCGCAGCCUUCCGGGUGCUUCUUGUUUGUUGAUCGCGUGGAUUUGAGAUAAAGCGUCUGAACACAUGGAUACGGAGGAGAACUUCGACAUGAUUCCAGCCCCGCGCGGACACAUAAAGCAAUAUGCUGCAACGGUCAUUUCAUUCCUCGUUUUGGUAGUCACCCUUUUUAUCUUCAGAGAUGACCCGAUUAUUGUAAUCCAAGCCUUUGCUCAGGCUUUCAUUCUUCAGAUAAUAACGACCACUAUUACAAGCAUCUUCUACUUCAUGGAGGAGAGGAAGCAUCUCAAAACCAGGUACAGAAACAAGUGGUACAACGUGAUUCAGAGCUCACUGAAACUGCCGUUCACCAAGACGGUGUUGGUGUUUGUACCGGCCAUCAUUAUCUUUUUCGCAAUAAACGCAGAGGAGGAAAAAGAAACUCCACGGACCACGAUCAUCUUCCACAUGAUGGUCUCCAUCUUCACACACUGCGUGCUCUUCCUGUUAGAAUUUCAUGCCCCAUCAAAAGCUGACAUCUCCGACAUAUUUGAGAGGAAAAAUCUCAAUGUGGCUCAUGGCCUGGCUUGGUCUUACUACUUUGGAUACCUCAAGCUAGUGUUGCCAGAACUCGAUGUCAAACUGGCACAAUACACACGUGCAGGACGGACGUUUACAGCGAGCACGCAAAAGCUGUUCAUCCUCCUGCCGCUGAGCUGCCAUGUGACGAACACGUUUUCUGAACAGGAUCAACACAUAAGCGUCGAUGGCAACUUACCUGAGAUUCAGCGGAACCGCGGUGGCGUCUCAAUGCGCAGCUUUAAGCACACGGUGCACAGGGUGUUGGAUGCCCAAAAUGUGGAGCACUACAUCGUGAUGGAGUUUGCUACACCACUGCGCUCCCUGCUGGACAUUUCAAACCAGACUCCUAAAGGUUUCAGCGCUGAUGAUCGCUUGGAGCAGGCCAAGCUGUUCUACUGCACUCUAAAAGAUAUUAUCCAAAGUGACAUUGACAUCCGAAACAAAGUCCAGCUGGUGCUUUACGAUGAUACUGCAGAUACAAAAAACCCUCAUUUUCUGUCGGAGAAGAUCCUAAAGUAUGUCUCGCCGAUGGCGGAUGAGAGCCCACUGCAGUUUAGCAUGGAAGAUGAGCCUCAACCACUUAGAAGUUGUUAGAACGAAUAACUUCAAGAAACAUAUACAAAAUAGUUUUUUUUUUCUGGCAACAAAACUGAAACCUUUUUACAAGGAAUCAUGUUUACUUUAACCACAAUACUGGUAAUAUAUGCAUUGUCCUUGAAAUUGAUUGGUCCACACCAGAGACAGCUUUCCUUAGAGCCUAGUCAUACGGUGUUCGACCCAAUGACGCCAAAAGGUGCACAACUCAAAGACAAUGCACUAACCCUAAUGUGAUUAUAAUAAUUGUAUUAGAGCUGUUACCGAUACCCCAAUGCAGCUCUCAUAUCUUGCUCAUACAAAAUAAAUAAUUCCAGGAACGCAUCCCCACGUAUACAAUUGUAGUGGCAUAGCACUGGCUGCUGGCGAAAAAGGGGAACUGUGGUGUACGGCAGUACUUAAGUCAGCAGGCCAUGAUAUACACGAGAGGGGGCCAUCUUGGUGAAAAGUCACACAAGCCUCGGGAAGCCAGUAGUAAGUUCCAGUAGUAAGUUCCAGAAAGGGGGCGUGGCCAGGGCGGAGCGAGGCCACGCUAAGAGUAGAAGAGGGGCACCUGUGGGGGGCCUCGUGGCUCUUGCUGGAAGUGGGAUCCCCCAUCGUGCUGCUCAAGUCUAUCGUCACCAUCUCGUCGUCGUCACCAUUCAUCUCGUCGUUUUCACUAUCCCGGGGCGCUGCUAGUCAGACAGCCUACCAACUGUUCUAGGUAGUGCCACCGACAAUAGUGUGCACCCACGUAUGGUGUGUUUUCCCGAUUGUGCUUGUUAAAUAAAGAAGUGCCUCCAAGUC